AUGAAUGAAUCUAAUAUAGUUCUUGAGGAAAUUAAACAGAAAUGUGGAAGAGUAGAGGAGCAAGUUGAUUUAUUGAAAAAAAAACUAAGACUUAUCUAUCAAGGAGAGGCUUUUAACGGAAGAACUACCAAGAGAGCUCGCUCUCAUGGCAAAAAGUUCCAAAUUUCAAUCAAGCAAGAAACUGCAAGAUUAUUGGGAAACUUGGGCUGGGCCUACAUGCAAAAGACAAACUACAAGAUGGCUGAAGUAAUUUUCAAGAAAGCCCAAAUGAUAGAUGCUGAUGCCAACAAGGCUUUAAACUUGGCCUUAUGCUUAAUGAGGCAAUCUCGUUAUGAAGAAGCCUAUUCAGUUCUUGAACAAGUUUUGCAAGGAAAGCUUCAAGGAUCAGAUGAAAUCAAGUCUCAAAAUAGAGCUGAGGAAUUGCUCAUAGAAUUGAAUGCAAACAUACCACAACCUAAGUUUAUGGAUGAUUUAGGACUUGAUGAUGAUCUUGUGAAGGGAAUUGAUGGAUUGCUUAAUGUAUGGAGUCCAAUUAGGUCAAGAAGACUUCCUGUCUUUGAGGAAAUAUCUUCCUUUAGGGAUCAAUUGGCAUGUUAAUAUGUUUUUAAUUUCUUCUGCUGUAGUAUAUAUUGUAUUAAGUCUAGGGUUUUCUGUUUAAUUUUCUGUUUUUCCUUUGCUCUUUUUCUCAAUAAAAUGGUGUGGAGAAAUAUAUAAUAAGGUUUGC
Vicia villosa (hairy vetch) is the source of this 724-nucleotide messenger RNA. RefSeq names its product protein SULFUR DEFICIENCY-INDUCED 1-like. Gene Ontology annotation, molecular function: protein binding. Lineage: Eukaryota; Viridiplantae; Streptophyta; Magnoliopsida; Fabales; Fabaceae. The coding region runs from base 1 to 597 and encodes 198 amino acids. The record is from RefSeq and is a predicted model, not a curated record. The transcript has 2 exons.